Molecule: messenger RNA, 459 nt
Organism: Paramuricea clavata
Lineage: Eukaryota; Metazoa; Cnidaria; Anthozoa; Malacalcyonacea; Plexauridae
Source: the annotation of a GenBank genome assembly
AUGUCGAAGGCCAAUGUCUCCAGUGUGAGCAUAUGUGCAGAGCAAAGUUCAAGGCCUAUAGAUCCGCCAGUGAGCGAUCUUGACUUAGAUAGCACUAUUGAUGAAAGUAUUGAUCAAAGUGCAGUGAACCGCACGAUUUUAAUGAGUUUGAAUCGCUUAAACGAAAAUUUUACAAACUUUACUGAGCAGUAUCAGGAAGAUGAUGUUCAAAUAGAUUCUCAGCCACUUGACAACCAUGUUGAGAAUCCUGAAAAUGUCGAUAUUCAGGCAGACAUUGCUAGUUUAAUUCAAUCAGGCAGACAAGUUGACCGUGUUAGUGCCUACAUCACUAAUGACAAUGCAAAUGAAGCUGAAGUUUUGCAAUAUGAGCAACAAUUAGAUCUUAACGUUGAUGUGAAAGGGCCAGCAAUUAGUGAGAAAUUGGCGGUUUGGUUAAUAAAUUGCGGCUGCAAAGAAUAA